AUGCAAUCGAACUGUACUUAUUUUAAUAAAAACUGAUUUAAACUUUAUACAAAUGUAACAUUUUAAAUAUGACUUUAAAAUACUUUUAAAAAUGAAUAAUUGAUUGAUUGAAAUCUAUGUCAAAUCAAAAAUAUCGAAGAACAAAUUUUGAAGAGGAAGACAGUUCACGUGUAGAAUUACCAUCCCCAUCUACAAAUUUUGAUCCAAUGGUCGGCUUCCAGCAGUACAAGCUGAACUUCUGGCGUAGGAGAUCGACAUUAGAGAAGGUUCUUGCACUCCUGCUUCUUCUUUCCUUGCUCAUUAUUGCCAUUUUAGCUGUUGUCAUCCAUCUUAAAAGUCAUACAAAGUCACCGGGACCGGAAGGAAUAGAAUCAACGAGUACUUGUUUAAAAAAAUCUUGCAUAACUGCGGCCAGUUCGAUCCUGAACUCCAUCGACGAAAAAGUGGACCCCUGCAAUGAUUUUUACGAAUUCGCAUGUGGCACCUGGAUGAAGUCGAACCCCAUACCCAACGGCCACGCUGAGUGGGACACAUUCACCAUCCUCAAAGAAGAGAACAACAACAUUCUGAAGAGAUAUCUAGAGGCACCUCUUAAUGAGAGUUACAGCGAAUCACAGACGAAAUUGAAGAAGUUCUACAUGUCUUGCAUGGACCCGAAGGAAGAGAUUGAGAAGAUUGGUUCGAAGCCUGUGGUUUACAUGAUGCAGAAGAUGGGUGGAUGGUCUGUCUCUGAUAUUGCUGGCAAGUGGAAUGAGUCGGACUGGGAUUUUAUGAGAAGUACGGAGCUGGCUAUGGAUAAUGGCAUCCCAAUCUUCUUCUCGCUAUCCGUUUCAGAGGAUGAAAAGGAUUCUAACAAAAACAUUCUCAGAGUGGAGCAACAAGGUUUCAAUAUAAAUAGAGAUUUCUAUCUCAAUAAAUCUAUUGAUAAUGAUAAGCUGAUGUCAGCUUAUUUGAAGUACAUGACGUCACUUAGCGUGCUGAUGGGCGGGGAGGAGAACGAGACGAGGGAGUUGAUGAGGGAACUUCUGCUCUUCGAAAUGGAUCUGGCCGAGAUAACAACUCCGUAUGAAGAACGUCGGGAUGAUGAGAAGAUGUACAACAAGCAGAACAUUACCUACCUUCAAGAAAUUGCUCCAUUUAUUAAUUGGUUGGAUUACAUAAAUGGAAGAUUUUCCAAGGUGAACAUAACAAUAAAUGAAAGUGAGCCCAUCAUUGUUCCCUACCCAGAGUACUUCGUCAAGCUCAACACUCUGAUUAACAACACCUUACAUAAGGAAAAUGGCAAAAGGAUGCUGCAGAACUACAUAGUCUGGAAUGUGAUGGAAUUCUAUUCACAGUACCUCAACAAACCAUUCAGAAAAGUUAGGAAGGAUUUCAGGGAUGUGCUUACAGGUGUGGUAGGUGAGAGAGAGAAGUGGAGAAACUGCGUGUACGAGAGUGAGAGCAUCAUGGGCUUCGUGCUUUCCACCCAGUACAUUCAGGAGGAAUUCAACGAAGGCAGUAGAACUUCUGCAGUGGAGAUGGUGAAGUACAUCAGGAAAGCAUUCAUCGACAACCUACCUAACCUGGCCUGGAUGGAUGAAGCAACGAGGAAGGCUGCCAUUGAUAAAGCAGAGGCAGUUGUCGAGAAGAUCGGCUUCCCUGAGUUCGUGCUCAACACCACGGAGUUGGAUAUCAAGUAUGCCGAGUUGGACAUUCACGAAGACCAGUACUUCCUGAACUGCUACAAAACACUCAUCAACGGCAUGAACACUGGCCUCGCUAAGCUGAGGAAGGACAAUGAUAAGAUGAGUUGGUCAAUGACUCCACAAACCGUUAAUGCUUAUUACACACCCAACAAAAAUGAGAUCGUCUUCCCGGCCGGCAUACUUCAACUACCCUUCUACCAUAAAGACUACCCCAAGUCGUUGAACUUCGGUGCUAUGGGUGUAAUUAUGGGCCAUGAACUCACUCAUGGAUUUGACGAUCAAGGUAGAAGAUAUGACAAGACAGGUAUCAUGAGAAUGUGGUGGAAUGAGAAGAUUAUUGAGUUAUUCCAGGAAAGAACUCAGUGCUUGGUUGAUCAAUAUUCCAACUAUUCAAUUAAUGGAGACAAUUUGAAAGGUAAGAUGACAUUAGGAGAGAACAUAGCAGACAACGGAGGAUUGAAGUCAGCUUACUACGCAUACGAGCAGUACAUUGCCGACAGGACGAACAUUGAUCCACAACUUCCUGGCGUUCCUUACAACAGCAAACAACUUUUCUUCAUUUCAUUUGCACAGGUCUGGUGUGCAAAUUCGAAUGCAGCAGAUGUUAAGAACAGCAUCAUGAUCGAUACUCACAGUCCUCCAAGAUUCAGAGUCAUCGGAUCGGUGACGAACUUUCCAGAGUUCGCCAAACAGUUCAACUGCCCUGCAGGUUCGCCCAUGAACCCGCUGAAGAAGUGCGAGGUCUGGUGA
Helobdella robusta is the source of this 2438-nucleotide messenger RNA. RefSeq lists its product as hypothetical. The transcript is spliced from 20 exons. The record is from RefSeq and is a predicted model, not a curated record. Gene Ontology annotation, cellular component: plasma membrane. Gene Ontology annotation, biological process: protein processing. Gene Ontology annotation, molecular function: metalloendopeptidase activity. NCBI's taxonomy places the organism in Eukaryota, Metazoa, Annelida, Clitellata, Rhynchobdellida, Glossiphoniidae. Bases 117 to 2438 code for a protein of 773 amino acids.